Molecule: messenger RNA, 2444 nt
Organism: Tilletiopsis washingtonensis
Lineage: Eukaryota; Fungi; Basidiomycota; Exobasidiomycetes; Entylomatales
Exons: 5
Coding region: 176-2254 (692 amino acids)
Biological process (GO): proton export across plasma membrane; sodium ion export across plasma membrane; intracellular potassium ion homeostasis
Cellular component (GO): plasma membrane
Molecular function (GO): sodium:proton antiporter activity
Source: RefSeq, a predicted model, not a curated record
CCACCACACCCUCGCCCGCGGCCUCAGCGCACCUCAUCUCUGCACGGCGUCGCAUGCUCGCCGCACCCGUCUCCAUGCCUGCCGCCUGCGCCGCUCGCCUCUCCAUCGCCUGCGCCUCCUUCGCGCUCGCCCAAUAACGUCUGCCGCGUGGCGCCGCGCGCCUCUCUUCUCCAGCAUGGCCGUCGAGGUGGUGCACACCGACGUGACGCAGAUCUCCAUCUCCUACGUCAUCCUCGGCUGCUUCAUCGUCGUCUAUGGUCUCUUCUCCUACUUUGUCAAGGAGCGUCUCUACCUGAGCGAGGCCCUGGCGAGCGUCGUCAUCGGCGUCGUCGUGGGGCCCUAUGCGCUCGACUUCAUCGAUCCGCGCCAGUGGGGCGACGCCGCACGCACGGGAGAGAUUACGUACGAGCUCACCCGCCUCGUCAUUGGCGUGCAGGUGCUGCUGAGCGGCAUUGCUCUGCCCAAGGCAUACCUGCGCAAGGAGGCCCUCUCGCUCACCGUGCUGCUCGUCGGCGUCAUGACUGCGGCGUGGCUCAUCUCCGCCGCCCUCAUCCUCGCCCUCUUCCAGCCCCUCUCCUUUCUCGAAGCUCUCUGCAUCUCCGCCGCCAUCACACCCACCGACCCGGUGCUAGCCGCAUCCAUCACCAAGGGCCGGUACGCCGAGAAGCACGUGCCCAGCAAUGUGCGCAACCUGAUCGUAGCCGAGAGCGGCGCAAACGACGGGCUCGGCUUUCCGUUCAUCUACCUCGCCAUCUAUCUCAUGCGCCGCACGAGCGUCGAUGCGAGCGAGAGCGUGGGGAUGGAGGUGUGGCGAUGGCUCUACGGCGUCGUCAUCUAUCAGAUCCUUCUCUCGUGCGUCUGGGGAGCACUGCUCGGCUAUCUGGCGCGCAAGACGCUCCGCUGGGCCGAGGCCAAAGGUCUGAUCGAUAAGGAGAACUUCUUCGCGUACGGCCUCGGUCUCGCUCUCCUCGUGCUCGGCACCACGGGCCUGUUUGGCUCCGACGACGUGUUGGCGUGCUUCGUGGCAGGCAACAGCUUCACGUGGGACGACUACUACCGCAUCCGCACGCACGAGGAGGAGACGGAUGCGUUCCAAGACAUUCUCGACGCGCUGCUCUCCUCUGCCGCCUUCAUCUACGUCGGCGCCAUCAUCCCUUGGAACGCCUACAACACGGGCGCCCAGGAGCUCGGCAUCGCUCCGUGGCGCGUCGUAGUGCUGGGCCUGGGCGUGCUAUUGCUGCGGCGUCUGCCUGCCGUGCUGCUGCUGCACAAGCUCAUCCCCGCCCUGACGACGUGGGACGAAGCGCUCUUCACGGGCUGGUUCGGGCCCAUCGGCGUCUCGGCAGUCUACUACAUCGAGAUUGCACAUCGCCAGGUGCCGGCCGACGGCAGUCGGGAGCGUUUGAGAGCGCUGUAUGAGCCGCUGGUGCUCUUUCUCGUCUUUGCAAGCGUCAUGGGCCACGGCACCACGAUUCCCAUCUCCAAGCUCGGCCCGCACAUCGUCCGUCGCACUGCCACCAUAACGCAGACGCGCUCCAUGACGCAGAGUCGCCCGCCGUCGAGACGACCGACGAUCGCUGCUCCUGCUGGCGAAGCAGCGGAGCCGUCGAGGACACAAGCGAAGGCCUCGAAAGGCCUCUUUGAGCGACUCUUUGGCUUUGCAAGCACGCCCCAGACGCGCGUGGUCCAGGCGAAGGACAUUGGCGCGCCCAGCGGCGCGCGACGACAGCGCGAAGUGAGCGCGAGGGGCGAGGAGGGCGAGGCUGAGGGACAGGCGAAGCUGGAGCAGCAAGAGGAGUCGAGCGGCAGCAGCGACGAGAUUGCGCUCGAGGAACGCUCGGCGACGGCCACGCCCGCUCCUGCUGCCGCAACGUCAAGCUCGACCGUCGCCGGCGCCGCCUCGCGCUCCGCGUCGCCGAAGCGCAGAGCACCCGCGCAGCCCCUGACGCUGCCCACGACGCACCGGCGCAGCGGCGGCCCCGCCGAGAUGCGUGACACAAGCAACGCAGGCUCGUCGCCCCUCUCCUCUGCGCCCGGCACGCCGCUCGCGUCCGUGCCCGGCACGCCGCAGCGCCCCGCAGCCGCGGCAAGGGACGGCAGCAUCCUGCGACACGCUGGCAGCGCCAGUGGCAGCGGCAUUCUGGCGCAUGUAGAGCAUGCACUCUCCGAUGAGCUACGCAGAGAGAGACAGGAGGCGCUGGGCGAGAGAGGCAUUACCUGGGGCGAGACCGAGGGAGCGAAGGAGAAGGAAUGACAGGCCGGGCCUGGCGCCUCGAGAGGAAGUCUACGGUAGCGCAGUGCAAUGCAACAUACAUGGUGUCUGCGACGCAUGACCACAGCAUGAGGCUAGGUUCCCGCGCUCUGCAGCUUCUGGAUCGCUGCAUGCAUCGCUCACUACUGCACACCGCUCUUCGAGGGCAAGCAGGCUCGGCCGUGGAAGAGGG